Anoplophora glabripennis (Asian longhorned beetle) is the source of this 604-nucleotide messenger RNA. RefSeq lists its product as uncharacterized. Gene Ontology annotation, cellular component: nucleus. The coding region runs from base 119 to 604 and encodes 161 amino acids. Lineage: Eukaryota; Metazoa; Arthropoda; Insecta; Coleoptera; Cerambycidae. The transcript is spliced from 3 exons. The record is from RefSeq and is a predicted model, not a curated record. Gene Ontology annotation, molecular function: zinc ion binding.
CAUUAUCAGAGAUACUUUAGAUGUUCUUUUGCUGAAAUUGAAAUUUGGUAGCGAGAGCAAAGAGGUUAUAUGUAACGUUUGCAGAAGAAAGUUAAAUUCGGCGUCAAAAUUCAAGUCAAUGUGUCUGAAUACGGAUAACACAAUUAUUCCUUAUGUGGAUAGCCAAAAAAUGUUACAGCUCGAUUUAAGACAAGUGUACCUGCAGGAAAAGAAAAGUGCAUUAGUUUGCAGUCAGAAAAUAUGUCGAUUGUGUAUACACCUAGUAGAAAGUGAGUAUAGGUGCAUAGGUGAUGGGGAACUUGAAGCUAUCGAGAAAUUGGCUCCUGAAAUGUUAAUAAAUAUCGUCAAAGAUCCUGUGAUUUGUAAGCCAUGCUUCGAAUCUCUGUGUACUCACAACAGUUUCCUUAAAGAUUGCUUAGAGCUAAAAGAAAAAAUUAAAUAUAUUUUUGAUAGUUCAGCCACAGGAAGCCAAAUAGAUACGUCUCCCCUCGAUUUAUUUGUUAAAACUGAAAACCUGGACAAGGAAUUAGAUAUUAACGAGACGGAAAUGUCGAUUAAAUCUGAAAGUAUCGACAUAAAAUCGGAAGACGAGGAAAGGAGGUGA